Messenger RNA from Punctularia strigosozonata HHB-11173 SS5, 1530 nucleotides. RefSeq lists its product as uncharacterized. Bases 463 to 1530 code for a protein of 355 amino acids. NCBI's taxonomy places the organism in Eukaryota, Fungi, Basidiomycota, Agaricomycetes, Corticiales, Punctulariaceae. The transcript has 5 exons. The record is from RefSeq and is a predicted model, not a curated record.
GUUGUCCGGAGUUAUGCAGACCCCAGGUAACUUGGUGCGCCGCCAUUAGGCAUCGGCGGCCCAGUAACGUGCAGUCGCUUAUCCGGACUUUGCCCCGGCGCCAGCUGAGUCGCGUUCGGUUGACUAUACCUGCUUAAGGCAGUCGGCAUUCCGAUAGAUUGGCCGCCCCCCUUAACGCGAACGCGCACCGCCUUCGAGAUCUUCAGGACGCGGCUGCUCUGAACAGCGUUUGCCCAUGCGACUUCACCGUCCGCGAUAGAUAUGAUCAAAUAGCGGUCGCAGCCGUUCCACGCCUGUUCCGGCAGGCCGUGUUCCAAAUCUGCAUGGCUACCCGUGGAAGGCGACAAGCCUUUCCAGCCCCGACGGAAUUCAGAAUCUCUCCGUGGCCUCGUCGAACUUUUAAGAGCGUGUGGGGCGUAUAAAGUCGCAUCCAUUCGGAGAACUCGGCUCGUAAACACCGCGAUGCCAGCAUUCGACUCCUUCCCCUCAACACCCGGGUCAACCGUCUCCGGCAUGUUCCCCAUGGACGCCCCUUAUCCCGAGGAAUUCGCCACCCCCGAAUGCUCAUCCUGGCCCGCCAGUGGCUUGGAUCCUCAGUUCCUGAGCCGAUUUACGAACCCGUGGCUCGCUCAUCAGGAUUUACCGGAUCAGGGUUACUAUUCGCCGCCCUCAAGCAUCCAUCCGCGCACUGGUACCUACGCCCCGGACCAGUACAACGCGUUCGGUCCGGGACACCGAGGCCAACAAUCGCAAUCGACUUACGAAGAACAAAUGUAUGCUGUGACCCCGGAGCUCGGCGCGGAUCAUAUGCACGAUCUAGCUUUCGGGACUCCAUUGCCCAGCUCCUGGGAUAUGUCUUUGCACCUUGGGCCUUUUGACUCUGAGGGCCGGCGAGCAUACAGCAAGCCUAUCGAUGCGCAUUGUUCACCUCCACCAGGAUCCCCCACUGCAUCCGCACACCGACGGUCCAUGGAUGUAGCGGGGAUGACAGAUCCCGGUGCCUCAGGCGUCUUCCCUACUCCCGUUCAGCUGCUCUCCGAUUCCACUCCGCCGAGUGCCGGAGGGGCAAGAUGGACCGGGGCACGAAGAACAUCCACCUCGCAGUUCGCGCCCGAGCCUGCGCCCGAUGGCGCACAGAGUUCGUCCUCUGAGUCUGAGGAGCUCCGAUCUCCUGCCCGCGCAGGGAAGGCGCCACAACGGCAGAAACAGUCAUUAUCAGAGCUCCUCGGUUUUCCUGCCACGGAUCCGGAGUUGAUUUCCGCACACGAAAAGAAGCGAAAUUACCUGACAAGCCUGGAGGAGUACAUCAAGUACCUGCAUAAUCAGAUGGCUCUCGCGGGCGAGCAACCGCCUCCCCUGGUCCGCAUGGACGGAUACAAAGGGCUCAGCAGCCGUUCUGUCCGCACUAUGCUUAUACACAUGCAAGAUCAGAACAGGACGCUGCACCGACGGGUCCUCGAGCAAGAGCAGACGUUCCUCGAUCUACAUCGCGAGCUGGCGUUGAAAGAGGAUCAACAGCCAUUCGCUUAG